UUUCGCAGCCCGCCAGAACAGAGCUCGGCACCCUGCUCGCCCAGCCCCACGCCCGCGGAGGAUGCUGAGCCGGCAUGGCCCGCUCCGCCGCAGCCCUGGCACUGUGUGUGGCACUGCUCCUCGCCCGGCCGACGGACGGUGAGAAGCUGGAGAGCCCCACGCACGUGCGCUUUGUGGCGGAGAUAGCCCAUCACCUGCUGCGGUGGGAGCCGGGACGCAGCCCCCCCAGUGACGUUUGCUACGAAGUGGAGCACAAAGUCUACGGCACCAAUUUCUCCUGGACAGCCAUCCCAAGCUGCAUGAAGAUCUCGGGGCACUCCUGCGACCUCACAUACUACACUCUGGACCCUGACCUGCGCUACUACGCACGAGUCAGGGCUGUGUCCAGAAACCACACGUCCCCGUGGCAAAGGACCAACUCUUUCUCCCCGCAAGAUGCCAGCCUGCGCCUGUCGGGCCAGAGCCUCUCUGUAACGGGCAACACCAUCCACGUGCAGCUCCAGCUGCUCCUCAGGGUGGGCAACCUCACCGUGAAGUACGAUGACAUACAGAAGCACACGAGGCGGUACCGGGUGUAUGUCAGGAGGGCGCAGGACAAUCGGACGUAUGAAGUGGUGGAGACCACCCCAGCGUUCAACGUCACCAACCUCUUCUGGGGCACGGAGUACUGCAUCAGCGUGGAGCCCGACGUGGCCAGCCGCCGCACCCGCGCCACGCGCACUGACGAGCAGUGCGUCACCAUCGGCGAGAGAGACAGGAGCGCAGAGCUUGUCCUGAGCAUCGUCAGCUCCUCCUUCAUCACCCUCUUGCUCUUCGGCCUCCUGGGGUUUCUGCUGGCAUGCACCUACAUAAAGAAACCCAUGAGGCCACCGUCCGUCCUGAAGUCUUUCAUAAAGCAGAGCUCGCUCUGGGUGGAGCAGGAGCCCUCGUCCUCGAGCAGCCCAGAUGCAGAUCCUGUCCAGCAGCUCUUCCUGUGCCAGAAGGAGCCCCAGCAGGACAGCAGCCCUGCCGGCAGCGCUGGCACAGCCCAGCUGGCCCUGGAGAAGGGCUGGAGGCUCCCAGCGUGGCCUGAGGACCGGGUGUGCCUGCUGGGGCUGGGGGUCGUGGGGCGAGGAGACAGCAGCUGCACCAGCACCGACAGCGGCAUUUGCCUGCACACCUCCUCCUCCGAACUGAGCUGCUCCACAGGCCCCGAGCCCCAGGGCUACAAGCAGCAGCUGCCCACCGGCGACGACAGCGGCGUGGGCUUGGAGAGCACCCGCCCUCGCCCCACGGGCUCCUCCGGCAGCGGGAACGCCAGCCCCACGGAGGCCGGGCAGCCCCACAGAGCGGAGCUCAGCCUCCGGCUCCCUGACGCCGGCCAGGUCAGCCAGCAAGCCGUGGAGUUCCGUGGGUACGUGCAGCAGUCCAAGGGCACGGUGGAGCCGAGGCAGGACCCUGCCCAAGGGGUGUCCUUCUUGGGGUGUGCGGGAUCCCUGCAGGGCCCGGGCAACACUGACAUCCUGCUGGAUUUAGAGUGCUCUGAGCUGGCUGUGGUCAAAGGGUAUCUGAAGCAGUCUUCUCCCGAGCACCCCCGCAGCCAUGCACAGGACCUUGCUCCAUGGGGGGUCUCUCGGGAGCCCACUGCCUGGGACUGUUCCAGCCAGGUGGGGCCCCAAGCCCCAACUCUGCUGAGCUAUGGGGCUCCGGGUGCUCCCGUGGACGCCAAAGCCAGCCCCAAGCUCCUGAAACCUCCCUUGGACCUGAGCAUCUUCAACACUGACCUCCUGGAGACGCUGCCUCUCGUCUCCAGCCUCAGCACCAACAAGUGGCUCAUGGUGCAAAUCAACCCCCUGAGCCUGCUCAACGUGGACAGCAAGGACAGCCGCCUGUGAGCCGUCCCCGUGCCGGGGAGCGGGUGCCCACCGGCCCCGCACGCUGACCCAACUACCUCUUCUAGCCACUGCCCAUGGGGAGCAGCUACUCUGAUAAGCUACCGCCGACUCCUGAAUGUUAACGCAUCGAACUAAGCGGUGCCUCGGCUGAGACUUGCCUGAGAAGCACCAGUUUAGCUAUUUCUGGGGCUGCUUGGGCCGCGGUUCGGCUGCGGCCAGCCCCCAGAGCGCUCUGCACCGUCCCUCCAGCCGGUAUCCAGUGCAAAGAGGCGAGGGGCUGCGCUGGAGGGGCUCACCCCCGCCCCCUCUGACCACCUAGCCCGAGGAUACACACCAGGAUGUUUCCAAAGGGCAAUCCUACCUUGUCUGCCCUCCCCAGCAGCCCAGCGUGGGGCAUGCAGCCCCUGGGCUCAGGGCCACCCUCGGGGUUGGGGCUGACGCUAGCCCUUCGCUUCCCCUCCCCACUUCCCCCUUCUCCAGGGGAACUCUGGGCUCCUCCAGCUGACGUCCACGCCACUGAUGCCAUCCAAACCUUUCACAACAGACACGGAAAGCGAAGAGCAACCUGACGUCAGCCGUCCUGCUCCCACCCUGGCUCACCUCACUUGGAGGGAGUGAGGGACUUUCCUGACCCUACAGAGACCCUUCAGCAUUCAGCCUCUGUGGCAGAGGCCGGGGUGCUGGCUACCUCCGACGGGGUGCAGGAUGUGUGCAGCAGCUGCCAUACGAACCCACCACGAGCCAGGGCAGACCUGCCCAUGCUAUGCUCCAUGUUCUGCCACUAUUGUGUACAGACGUUAUUUAUUCUAUUUAAUUUGUAAAUACAGAAAGGAUGUGGUGUUA
Tyto alba (common barn owl) is the source of this 2717-nucleotide messenger RNA. RefSeq names its product interleukin 10 receptor subunit alpha (gene IL10RA). The record is from RefSeq and is a predicted model, not a curated record. NCBI's taxonomy places the organism in Eukaryota, Metazoa, Chordata, Aves, Strigiformes, Tytonidae. The transcript has 7 exons. Bases 75 to 1874 code for a protein of 599 amino acids. Gene Ontology annotation, molecular function: protein binding.